AGAAGGAAAUGCAGCAAGAGAAGAAGAAGUGGCCAAAAAAGGAAAACAACACGGACACUUGGCUGUCUGUUAACAAACAAGGUUACACAGUUAUCUGAGAGGAAACAGUCUGAUGCAUGAUGUGAGCUGUGAGGCAUGUUAAAGCCUUUUGACACCUGGAAGUGGCUGCUGAUAUGGUGGACCUGAGACUGACCCUCAGGAGCCCCCAGUCACACUUUUUAAUGAGAGUCUGGGGAAAACGUUGCCACAGAUUAUGGAUCUAGGAUACGAUCUUCCAUGAGUUACCAAUUUCACAGCGCUUCAAUCAAACAGCUGUAAGGAACAUGGAGAGGGAAGCAGCUGAGAAGGAGAUGGAUGGUGUUACAGACACUGACGAGGAGAUCCCUGAUGGUGAUCAGUGUGAGGCCAGACAGACUGAUGAUGACUGCGAGCAGGAGGACAAAACAGCCUGUCUCAAAUCUCAGGACACCCCAAACCCACAAGCCACUCCACAAGACUCUGGAAUUGGUGAAGCAGAGUACUGUGGAUCUACAGAGGCCAAAGAAGAUACUGAGGAGGCUUCAGAUGGGUUGGAGCAUGACAGCGCUGCAGAACACGAGAACUCGCAGGUUAUAAGUCAAGGAGAGGAUGAAACUGUGAAGGAGCAGCACAUGAAUGGAGAGUCUGGUUGGAGGAACGUGGGAAGUGGACGGAGGUGCAAACUGAAAAGUAGUGGUUCUUUCUCAGAGCAUAGCAGUCAAAGUGCUUUUUCCACCAUUCAAAAAGGCAAUGUUAUGUCCAGUGGUGGCCGGCACAAGCAGACCCGCAGACGAAACCACCACCACCAUCAGCAGAACCGGGGCCGCAGGCGGACAGGUAACCAGCUCGUCUUAGCUUUCAAGGAAAUGCUGUCAGAGUCUCUCAGCUUCUGGUGCAUCUCCUGUGUCCACAUGAUGAUCGAGAUUAUCGUCACAUUAACUCAUAAUUGUGGAGUUGGUGUGGAGACCGGAGGGGUGAAACUUUACAACUUUGGGCAGCAGCUUUUUGUAAAGAUCACAGAUGUACCCGGGAUGAAGGCGGACGCUACUCGGAUUCUGAAAUGGACUAAAUGCGCAGGUGCAGACCUGGUGGAUAAAAUUGUUAGGUCAGUGAAGUGGGUAAAGACAGCUGCCUUAUCUUGUUUCAGACUUUUCUUUGCUUUGGUUAUUCUUGGGUCCCAGUGGACAAAGGGUGUGUUGGUCCGACUCUGUGGAGAGCGGGGAAAACGCUACUGGACAGCUUUUCAGGAGUCAAGGUUUUGGAAGAGGGCAGUGUCCCUGCUGGAGAAAGUUCGAAGCCGAUUCAGGAGAGAUGGCCACGUACCACCGUCCACUCCUGAGUCACCCGGCAGAGCAGGGAGGAGCCAGUCGGGCCAGGAGCUGGAGAGACUGCUGGCUUUGGCCGAGGUACCAGAGGACGAGCUUGACCCCUUUACAGUGCUCGGUGUGGAGGUGCACGCCACUGAGGCUGAACUGAAGAAGGCCUACAGACAGCUGGCUGUCCAGGUCCAUCCAGACAAGAAUAAACACCCACGAGCUGGAGAGGCAUUCAAAGUACUGAGGGCUGCCUGGGAUAUUGUCAGUAACCCAGAGACACGACGAGAGUAUGAGUUGAAACGCAUGGCAGCAACUGAGCUCUCAAAGUCCAUGAAUGAGUUUCUCACUAAACUGCAGGAUGACCUGAAGGAAGCCAUGAACACCAUGAUGUGUACCAAAUGUGAAGGCAAACACAAGCGGUUCGAGAUGGAUCGUGAACCUGCUGAGGCCCGUUUCUGUGCUGAAUGCAACCGUUGCCAUAGUGCUGAGGAGGGGGACCUGUGGGCCGAGUCUAGCAUGUUGGGCCUACGCAUCACAUACUUUGCCUGUAUGGAUGGCAAGGUGUAUGACAUUACAGAGUGGGCAGGUUGCCAAAGAAUAGGCAUUUCUCCUGACACACACCGUGUGCCCUAUCACAUCUCCUUUGGUUCAAAGAACAACAGCAACGCCACACGACACAGGACGCCCUCGGAGCACGCCACAGGUCCGGCCAACCCCGCCGAUUUACAGGACUUCUUCAACCGCAUCUUCAAAGGAGGACCUCCUAAUGACAUGGCUGCCAAUGGGGGCUUCUUCCCCUCAGGUCCGCCUCAUCAUCACCCACCUGGUGCUGGAGCGCCCCCGUUCUCCCCGCCCCCAGGCCAGACAGGUUUCCACAUGCCGGGGGGUCACCGGCCAGAGUCCAGCGAGAUGUGGGCUGAAAGCGGCAAACCCCCCAGGAGGAGGAAGAAGGUCCGCAAGCCCUUCCAGAGGUGAAGUCUGUUGACUUCUCAGAGUAUCAACAAUGCAACACAGGGAAACAAUAAAUAAUGGCCAUGUUUGUCUCUCGCCUGCCUGUUGGCAUGCCAAGAUCUGAAAUGGAGAGGAUUCAUGUGGGUAAGGCUGCGCUCAAAUGAGCCAGAGGAGAGAGAGACUGGAUCAUAAAGAGGAGCCUGUGAAAUGAAUACAAGUAUUGAAGGAGGGCUGAGGAGGUGGCAGUGAUGGUGCUUUACCUCUCAUUUCACCUUAUUUUUUUGAUGGUCUUUAAGAUGACUGUAGCCUUGGCAUUGAAAUCCUUACCAGGAUGCUGUAAUGAAACACUUUCCUUUCAUAAUUUCCUGCCAAAUCUUGCAAUGCAUGAUUUAUUCACUUGCAUUUUAACACUUCAGUUCUCUCAAUUUUGUUUUUAAUGUUUUGUACAAGGUUCGUUUAAGACAUUGACUUAAGACUGUUGAAGAGGGUUGCAGUGUGAAUUAUGGCUCACUAUAAUCAACAUGAGGAAGUUAAGAUCUGCGCAUCAUCACUCUGUCAGUGUUACUCACGUUAGUGGCGUGUGGAUCUGCCUCUAGAUCUGCACCUCACCCACCAUAUUUCAAGAAUGAAUCCAAACCAACCAAACCCAACACAUCUGAAUGACAUUUACAAAAAACAGCAGCAAAGUUUGCAAACUUUUGUGCGGUAGCCACAUUUUUAUAGAUGAGCUUUCCUGAGAGUGGCCAGUAUUUACAGUUGGAUCAGGGCAUGGUGUGGUUCUCUGGUAGCAGGCCCACAGACGGCAAAAGAAGGCAAAAGCACUUUCAGAAUGCCUGGCUUAAUGGAAGUCACGUGCAGUCAGCCUCCUGCAUUACAAAUUCACUGAGACAACCAGCAGUCACACAUAUUUGUCCCAGGUGCUUUGUAUGAUUAUUGUUACAAAAUUUCCUCUGAAAAGCUGAGUUAACACAGAAUUAAAUAUUACUUGGAUCUUUAUGUAGUGAGCAGAUUUGUUCUCACUACAGCUUCAGUUUCAAUCAUUACAUUUGAUAUAACAAUCCUUUUAUUGCUUUAUUGUAUGUACAGCACAGUCAUGCUAUAUCUUCUCAUUCAGGAUUUGUUAUGUGAGAACUGGUGCUGAUAUUUGUGUGGCGAUUACUGGAGAAUCACAUCCGGCAUGAGAGACCACUCACUAUAAAAUUAGGUUUGUUUCGAAGGGUAACGGGCUCAAAAUUCAAGAAGUUACAUUUGAACAUCUCAGACGCCCAGUCAGAUCUAGUGAACAGAAGCCAGAGACAAGAACCUGUGAAGCAGUUGAGAUGUAAAAUCUGGACGUGAUAAAGUGAAACUGAUGAAAGGGCUUUAUUUGGUUUGUGAUGUACUGAUUCUGCCUGCUGUUUACUGUGUCCGACCCAGAUUGACAUUAUAAUUACAGCACAGCUUCCAAUCCAACAGCUGGAGUGAAAUCAGUGGUGUUUCAAAACUUUAUAGGUGACACGUUGACAUUUUGAAAUGUUGAUAUACAGUAUUUUCUGUACUGUUUAAAAGACCACAAAGAAUAGAUUUAUACUUCCCCCUGUUGAUCCACUGUGUAACUACACUAUUGACUUCUGACUGAGUCUCAAACGCAUUGAUGUAAUUUAAAAUCAGACAAUUUGCUAAUUUACAAACAUUGAAGCAAACCUGACCAGUAUGUAAACUUGCAACGUGAUGUUUGAUCUCUUUUUCUCAUGGUGAUCAUUACUAGCUUCACAGGAAAAAGGCAGCAGUUUAAAAACAAGUUGCAUCUGCAUAGAAUUAUAUAGUUGGUCAAACUGUUACUUAAAUAACGUAACGUUCCAAUUUUUUAAAAAUUUUACACCACUUUCAUCAAGUUCCUUCCCCUUGUUAAGUGCCAUUUUCUGUCUGCCAUGAUGUUUCUGGGGCACAUUAAGCCAAGACCGUCAUGAAUGUCCCCCAAUCCAGGACAAGACAGUUUUAAAAAACAAAGAAAAAAAAAAAAAAAAAAAAAAAUCUACCACAAAAAAAAUUAACGGUAAAAAUAAUUCUAACGCUGAAAGAAAAGAGCUUCGAUUUGUUUCCAUGCAUCUGUAAUCUCAGUGGUUCCUGGCAUUUUAUAAUCAACAAUAUAAAAACUCUGACUUGUAAGUGUUGUGGCGAUGUCUCAGCUGGUGUAGUGUCUUGAACAAAGGUUAAAACUUCCACCUGGAUGUGGUUCAGCUUUCAAAGUGUCAAGGUCACAGGUUCACGGAAAAUCUUAUCUAAAACUAAAUAGCUGAUUUCCUUUUAAUCUCCCUAGUGUUGUAUGUAACAACAUGAACGGGUCACAAAACCAAUAAGUGGUUGUAUUUUGGGUUUGGUUUCUUGAAAUGGUUUUUGCAUUAAGAAGAACAGAACACAUUAAUCUUCAUCACAGGUUAAUUUAAGAAACCAGAACUGUUAUUGUUUACACCUGAUAUGUGAAGAUUGUGAGACUAUUGGUAUAAGGCAUUUGAUAAAGGCUAUUUUUUUUAUAUUGACAGUUGAUGAUGACAAAUGUCAUGUUCCUUGUUCUUUUUUUUUUUUUCUUUUGGGUUAAUUUGCACACCCACCCCUGUAAUAACAUCAGAGGGCUUUGAACAGUCAUCAGUGAUUUAGCCUAACCAGACUCCUCCAGCUGCAGCUGAGUAGGAAGUGUAGCUCACUAAGCCACAAUUUUUUUGGUAGGAAAAUGGAUUUUAAUUGAGUUACAAAUUUGUUGGAAAACAACAUUUGAGUUGCGCAACCAUUAGACUCCCCUUACCACCCUGGUGAAGCCUGAAUAUCUGAACUGUUCUGUGGCAUUGUAAUGCAUAAUGUGGGUCUGUGUGCUCGCCUUAAAAGAUGAACCUCUGUUGCAAAUAUUGUUUGAGUUCAUUGAAGCAAGUUUGCCACAUUUCUCCUCAUGUCUCACAUUGUUUUCCUCUUGUAUAUUUGGCCAGUUUCCUAGACAUGGACUGACUUACUGUAAACUUAAGUGGCCCUUCCUAUUAAAUGAAAUCAAGUCACAGUGUCUCUCACGGGUUGAGAGAGUAAAAAUGUUCCCGGGUUAAGUUUAUUCUGGUAAAAACAAUUUGAAAUCCUGAAGGAAGAUUGGAGCAAAGCCAAGACUAUGAGGACUAAAAUCUGAUUUUCAAAGAUGUCAGAUGUCAGAUGUUCAGAUCGUUACUAUGUGAUAAUCAGAGAAAAAGCCACAAAAAUGACUUUGACAAUAUUUUCUUUAGCAACUUUGGGACAUUUUGUUUUUACAUUUGAUUUUCUUUUCCAACAACAUGCAGUUUUUCUUCUUACAUACUCGUUUAGACGUUGACCAUCAAAGUUCUCAUCCACAUUUUCAGAAAACUGGUUUUUAAAACACAAUAUACUGUCAAAUAUCUACUUCAGUCCCUGUCUAGGAAACUGGACCCACGUUAAGCAGAACACGUUGUUU
Xiphias gladius (swordfish) is the source of this 5733-nucleotide messenger RNA. RefSeq names its product DnaJ (Hsp40) homolog, subfamily C, member 14 (gene dnajc14). The coding region runs from base 324 to 2309 and encodes 661 amino acids. Lineage: Eukaryota; Metazoa; Chordata; Actinopteri; Istiophoriformes; Xiphiidae. The record is from RefSeq and is a predicted model, not a curated record. Gene Ontology annotation, molecular function: dopamine receptor binding. The transcript is spliced from 7 exons.